AUGCCACUAGAAACCAAGGGCACCAAUACUAGCGACAAGGACGAUGAGAUUAGUGACAAGGAGGAUGCUCUAUACCGCGAGUGGAGUACAGUGAUGAAGCCAGGCGAUGUCCUCCAUGAGCUCUUGCAGACCAAAGAGCAUAUGCGCUCUCUGUUCCAUGGAUUGAGACGCCAGGUCAAGUCUCUCUCUUUCCGCUCCCAACUCUACGAUGAUGGCCAGCUCACUAUCUACGAUCGCGUGCUUCUUCGUCUCUACGAGGAUGGACACACCAUGCAAGCCUAUGGGCUCUUUGAAUUCUACCUGGCUCAGCAUCUAGGAAUCAAGGAUUGUGACUCCAGGGAAGAAAUCAAUUCUGUUCUUGCUGCUCACUUUGCUGCCCAGAGUAUCCUGGACAAAGGCCCGAUUUCGGAGAUUCCAGUCACCUCGACCCCGACCGUGGAACGUCAGACUCAGGACAUCGAGACCCGCAAAGCACCCCAGAGUGCGGACAAGGAGAAGUCGCCUUAUCUUGACAAGCUCCUCCAAGUCUACCAGAAUGCCAAGGCGGAUUAUUACAGCCUCGAGGUGACAGAGGUGACAGAGGCGACAGAGAGCCACCGCGAGCGAACCAACAUCGUCGUCCGCUUCCUCCGCGACACCGCAGAGAACCUACUGAGGUAUUUGAACGAGGUGGACAAGGGAAACGCGCUAAUUCCUGAGGUUGAGGACAUCAUCAAGGUCAGCCAGGAGCAUGCAAACAAACUCGCCGGUGGCCGCAAACGAAAGUUUGAGCAUCGAGAGAGGAUUUCGCGAGGAAAUCCCACUGUCGGUUCCUACCUCCCACAGUACAGAUACGGGGUGCGAGACCGAUACGUCCCUGGCCCAGAGAGAUGGGACCGAGGCUACUUGUCCCCUGGACAUGAGACUCCGCGACAUGGCGCCGAUUCCCACGCCAAUAACUUUGCAAUGGAACCCAAAAGGCCUGGCAACAAUGAGUCGUCGCAUGGCCGAGCUGGCACCGACCGUCCGUUGUAG
Penicillium bovifimosum is the source of this 1014-nucleotide messenger RNA. RefSeq lists its product as uncharacterized. The coding region runs from base 1 to 1014 and encodes 337 amino acids. Lineage: Eukaryota; Fungi; Ascomycota; Eurotiomycetes; Eurotiales; Aspergillaceae. The record is from RefSeq and is a predicted model, not a curated record. The transcript is spliced from 2 exons.